This is a messenger RNA of Didymella exigua CBS 183.55, 1180 nucleotides long. RefSeq names its product nuclease PA3. Lineage: Eukaryota; Fungi; Ascomycota; Dothideomycetes; Pleosporales; Didymellaceae. Gene Ontology annotation, biological process: DNA catabolic process. The record is from RefSeq and is a predicted model, not a curated record. Gene Ontology annotation, molecular function: endonuclease activity; nucleic acid binding. The transcript is spliced from 3 exons. The coding region runs from base 215 to 1144 and encodes 309 amino acids.
CGCGCUCCAGCUUCAACUUCGAGGAUACAACAUUGACGCGUCUUGUUAUCAACACCGCAUAGCCAACCAUAGUAAAAUAAUUCUACUCUUCUUUGUCAAAUAUACGUGUCGACCCGCGUAUCCCGUCCACCUUUACCAUUAGCACUAUCGACUCGUCUAUAUUUUCAUCCUACUCACAGUAGUAGAACACCCGGUAAGGAAGACACGAGACAUCAUGGUCCCAACGAGGAUAUUCCUCGGUGCCGCUGUCUGUCUUACUGGAACAGUGGCCUGGAACACAGAUGUACACAAUCAGAUUGGUUUUAUGGCCGAGACAUUCUUAUCCCCCGAGACGACUUCGACCCUCGCCGAGAUCCUCGAACCGCAGUACAAUGGCUCCAUAGGCCGCGCAGCUGCAUGGGCAGACGGCUACGCGCAUACCGCUAAAGGGAGCUUCUCAUACCAAUGGCACUGGAUAGAUACACACGACUUUCCUCCGCAGCAUUGCAGCCUGGACUACAUGAGCGACUGCGCUGAAGGGGGUUGUGUAGUCAGCGCCAUUGCAAACCAGACUGGGAUACUGAAGGACUGCAUCGAAGAUGUGAGGUCAGGCGCGCUGAGUGGAGGCAGCAACUUGACGUGCUCAUAUGCGCUCAAGUGGGUGUCGCAUUUCCUCGGCGAUAUAGCACAGCCCCUUCACGCCUCUGGGCGUGCUGCAGGCGGAAACUUCUACAGGGUAAAGUUUGCCAACCAUUCGACUGAGCUGCACGCUGCUUGGGACGGAUAUAUCCCCUACUACGCCGCCAAGGUCAUAAAACCAUUUUCGAAUCACUCGAUCGAUCCUUUCUUCGAAGACUUAGCAUCUCGAAUCCGGAGAGAUGGUUUUUAUGAAGCCCCGUACAUGUGGAUUGCCUGCAGCGAUCCUUCAACACCUGUUGAGUGUGCAACAACAUGGGCUACAGAGAGCAAUAAGUGGACAUGCGACUAUGUGUACAGGCAUCUGCACGGAGAUGAGGACCUGGGAUAUAAUGGCUAUGCGGACGGUGCUGUGCCCAUCGUCGAGCUGCAGAUCAGCAAGGCUGCGUACAGGCUGGCAACUUGGCUGAACAAGUUGGUUGGUGUCGAGGGUCCAGCAUUGGACGGACAGGAAACGCUCGAGCUCUGAAAGAGCAUACAAUGCCUACCAGUCAAGUUUUGGAAU